Molecule: messenger RNA, 2082 nt
Organism: Jatropha curcas
Lineage: Eukaryota; Viridiplantae; Streptophyta; Magnoliopsida; Malpighiales; Euphorbiaceae
Source: RefSeq, a predicted model, not a curated record
AUGGAUACAAGGCUUGUUAAACCAAUUGUUGAAAAUGAUGCAGAGACUUUCCUGGAGCUGAUCGAAGAAGACAAUACAAUUCUUGAUCGACGAACAAACGACACAUCAAGCACAGUGUUGGACUUUGCUUUAAUGUAUAGACGCCCUGAAUUGGUCAAGAUAAUCAUCGAGUGGCGUCCUCAAAUGGUUGCAGCACAGAAUGCAAAUCAAAAAAACCGUGGGCCAUGGAAAAUGUUGACGCUGCUAUUUGGUGUCAAUCCAGAGGCAGCAUAUAAAGUUAACAAAAAGAACCAGAGUUUGCUUUUCUUGGCUUGCUUCAAUGGGUUUCUUGAGGUGGUCAAACUCCUUUUGAAGCGGCCUGAUUUGGUGCAAAUCGAUUGUUUUGGUCAAACUUGUCUUCAUGUUGCUGUAAUGAAGGGACAUAUAGAUAUUGUUGAAGUGUUAUCGAAUGAGCUUCCAAGCUUAGCCCAAAAGAUUGACAAAAAUGAAAAUAUGCCACUUCAUUGCGCUUGUAUCAACGGAAGCCUAGAAAUGGUGCUGCUACUGCUUCAAAAAGGCAGCAAAGAUACACACUGGUGGUGGUAUAAUAAUGAUGGCUACACGCCAUUACACUUGGCGGUGAUGAAUGGGAAUGUUAAAAUUCUGGAAGAAUUUCAGGCGAAAGCUCUAUCUAGUUUCGAAAAGUUUCCGAGACAUAGUAAGCAAUCAGUAUUUCACUUAGCAACCAAACGCAGAUCAGAACCUGAAGACGUUUUCUUUUUCUUGGCACACAUACCAAGUCUUCUUCACCUCUUAUAUUACAAAGAUGAAUUGGGUAACACAGUCUUACAUCUCGCUUGUGAAAACAACUACAAGGUUCUGAAAUAAAUGUACUUGAUCAAGGAAGAUGAGAUGUUGGAUGUGAAUGCCUUGAACUACAAACAAUUCACAGCCCUUGACAUACUUGACCAGAAUAAGGACAUUGGUGAAGAUAAGGAAGCUCUUGAAAUUUUAUUAAUUAGUGCAGGUGGCAAAAGGAGGAGAGAGAUGUUAUCAAAAAACAAUCUUGCUGUAGUUAGAGCAAAAGAAGAUGACAAGAAAGAAGUGGCCGGUUUCGAGUCAGAGCUUGUCUUAUCUCCUACAAGUUAUUCAUCAAAUGAAGGUCAAGUUUUUGAAAAGGAGCCUGUCUUAUCUCAAGCAAGCUAUCCAUCACCUCAACCACAUCACCAGCAGACAUUCCUCUUUUACAGGAUUCCAAAUCCAGAGAAAUUGCAUCAAGCUUGGCUUGUAUUUGGUCCACCUUCUCUUGUCGAGCUUGGUUGGCUUGCUGCUCGGCUAGGACAAUGUGGAGGAGUUUGUUAUGGGAAGAUAAAGGGAUCUAGUUAUGGGGAGAAUGGGAUGAGGGAUUUGGUGGGUGAUUGGGAUGAACGAAGGGCGUUUACUGCGCGACCUAAUGACUUCACUGAAGACAUUAAUCAUCUGCACCAAAUACAUGGAGAAGCAUUGCAAAAUGCAAGAAACACAAUCAUUUUGGUUGCUACUGUGAUUGCGACAGUGACUUUCACUGCCGGAAUAAAUCAUCCCGGUGGUGUUUACCAGGAUGGAACUAUGACAGGGAAGUCCACCGUAGCAAGAACUGUAGGUUUUAAGGUUUUUGCAAUAACUAACACUAUUGCAUUUUUCACAUCUCUUUCCAUGGUGCUUAUUCUAGCGAGGAUCAUACCCUUUCGAAGAAAAACACAAAAGAGAAUACUGAAAAUUGCAGAUAGGAUAAUGUGGUUAGCAGUGUCAUUCAUGGGAGCAGGUUACUUUGCAGGCUCAUGGGUGAUAAUUUCUCCUGUUCGAGGGACAGAAUGGAUGCCUGUCAUUGUUUUGUUAGUGGCUGCUGCGAUAGUGGCAAUUACUUUUAUUGGGAUAUUGGUGAUGUUGGUUGAGCAGAAACGGAGGAAAAAGCAUCGAAGGACAGAGAAGAAAGAAGGGAGAGAUAUAGAUGAUAGGAAACUGAUGCGGAGCAACUGGCGGUUAAAUAUAUGGAAGAUUUGGAUCGAUGCAAAACCAAGAAAAAGGAGCAAGGUCGUGCUAUCUCCAGCACGCCUGUGCUAG